Molecule: messenger RNA, 957 nt
Organism: Thelazia callipaeda (thelaziosis nematode)
Lineage: Eukaryota; Metazoa; Nematoda; Chromadorea; Rhabditida; Thelaziidae
Source: the annotation of a GenBank genome assembly
AUGAAUCUGCUGGAUCCACGUCAACUAAUGAUGAAUGCUUUUGCAUACAGUGUUGUAGAUCCAGCAUCAAUUACAAUUCUAAAUACAACUUCUGGCACUCAAAAUAGUAACGCUGGAAAAAUGGUUACUUCUAGUGGAAAUAGUUCUGGUAAUAGCAGUUUUCGAAUUUCUGAUAUUCUUGAAUCAACAGACAACAAAGCCAAUACCAGUGGAGAAAACGAAUUAUCAUCAUUAGGAGAAGAUGAACGCAGUGGGUCAACAGGGUCACAUCGUUCUGGUGGCAGUCCGCAUUCUCACACUUCUGCUGGAUGCGGAAAAAAAGCACGCAAGGCGCGAACAAUUUUUACUGAUAAGCAGUUACAGGAACUAGAAGCAACAUUUGAUAAACAGAAGUAUCUCAGUGUUCAAGAUCGAAUGGAUUUAGCUCAACGCAUGGGUCUUUCCGACACACAAGUAAAGACGUGGUAUCAGAAUAGAAGAACGAAAUGGAAAAGACAAGCAGCAGUUGGCAUGGAUUUACUGAACGAAGCCUCGAACGUGGCAGCUAUUCAACAACUGCUUCGAACUAAUCCUUAUUGGGCCAAUUACCUUGCAGCUAAUGCAGUAAAUCACCCAAGACUGUUUCCAUCAACCCUUCCCAUUGGCUUACCGGUGACUACGCCAAACAGUUUAUCUUCUCCUGCAGUGAUGCCCCUUGCAAUACCAUCUCCAGCUCCUACUUCACCUAUCACUUCUGUACCUUCUGCUUCAAAUACGGUAAUUACCGGUAGUACAAGUUCGUUACCACUAGCCAUGUUUCCAUUUCAGAUUCCAACUUCUAGCUUCACUUUAAAUCUCGUACAAAACUCACCGUUAACAGUUUCUACAACAGACCGACCCAAAAUUUUUCAACCAGCUCCCCCACAAUCAACUACACCCAUAACCAUCACAAAUGUGAAAUUAUCUGAACCUGAUUGA